GGGUUGGGUUGUGGGGAAAGAUCCUACCCUCGUCAUCCUCUUCACACCAGUACACUGGGCAGCGGGAGAGGCAGCGUGACCUCAGAGGUGUCUACUCUGAUUCAGAGGAAAGCUUGGGGAGAACCAGUGCUACGAUGGAGCUGCCCCUGGUGCUGCUGGUGCUGACUGGGAGCUGCCUGGUCAAGGGCCUAGAGCUCGUGCCCUACACGCCGCAGAUCACAGGCAACUCCCUGGAAGGGAAGCUCACAGCUUCCACCUUCAGCCUGGACCAGCCCAUCUGCAUCUUCGAUCAGUAUGUGAACGCCACUGAUGACAUCUGGCUAGUUGUUGCCUUCGCUAAUGCAACCUCCAGUUUAAAAAACCCAACAUCUCGCACUGACAUCCCACCUUACCAGCGGCUCUCGACUGCUCUCCAUUACAUGACCUUGAGGACUACCAUCACCUUCUUCCCAUGUCCUAGGAGCACCAACACAAGCGUGCUCCGAGUAGGCAGUGAUGCUUUCUGCAGGAACGACAACAGCCAGCAGCACUGCAAUGGACCCCUGCCCAACCCCGGGCCCUACAGAGUGAAGUUUCUCAUCCUGGAUUCCAAUGGCGCCAAGGCAGAGACAAGAUGGUCUGAAAGAAUCACUCUGAAGCAAGGCCACAGGUCAAGCACCAUUGACACCUGGCCAGGGAGGCGCAGCGGCACCAUGGUUGUCAUCACCGUCAUCCUUUCCAGCUUAGUCGGCAUCCUGACCAUUGCAUUCCUCUGCACAAGCGCCUAUGAGUGCUUUAAGCUCUGGCAGCGAGAGGAUCCUGUCGUGGCAGAGGAGCCGCCUGCCGGGUCCUUCAAGGGGCGGCGCUAUGAUACCCACCACAUCCCUCCAUCUCAGGCCCCACCCCAGCCCCCCAGUGAUGUGCCAGGGUCCCCAGCUGCCUCUUCUUAGCCACAGCUUCCCUUGCUCCACGGUCCCUGGCUCGCUGAUGUGCACUCAGGCUCUACAUAUGGCUUCAACUUCCCUGCUGGCCCCUGACCCCAGCGCCCCCACCCUGCACCCCACUACACAGCCCCCAUUCCUGCACCCAGCCCAGCACUGUAUUCACACGCCCUGGGCUGCCAGGCCUCAAAUGGCACCAGGAAGGGAGGGGACCCCACGCAGGCCCUCAGCUCCAGUCCCUGCCUUGCUGUUGUUGCUUCUACUGCCCUGCCUGGUCGUGGCUCUUGUAAACACACCACGCUCCCAGCCCCUGUCAAUCAAAGGUCAGGCUCUGCUAACUCCCCAUGCCGCUCCCCAGUGCUGAGCUCAGGGUUUGGUGCCCACCAGCCUCUCUCCACAAUUUGUGGCUCACAGGAUUCAUUUGAUUCCCAGACUUAUUGAUGGGGCCAGAAUAACAACAGGAGCCUGUGGAGGGGGGUUGCCGAGGUGCGGAUGCUGGCAGGCGUCCCUGGCCAGGAUCCCGUGCCAGUGAGGCAGAUGCGGUAAGCAGCUACAGCGUCGCUGACAGGGCGAGGCCACAUGGGGACAGCACAGCACAAGGAUGCGGGGAGGCAGGAGCAGGAGAGCAUGGGCAGCUGGAUCCCCUUUCUGCAGAGCCUCCUCCCUGCACUGCUGUGGGAACCAAGGCUGCCGCCUCCGGGUAAGCAGAGGAAGCAGCCCAGCCGGGUGCUCUGGAGAAGGAGCCUCCCCUUGCCCAGGGCACAUCCCUGGGUGCUGUGCUAGUCUGGCAGUCCGCCUUGUCCUGUUGAUUCUCUUUUCCAGGGGUGGUAACAUUGCAACAAGAGCAAAGACCCUAAGCAUGGAAAGGCCAGCAGCAAACCAAGCCCAGCCCAGUCCAGCCCAGCCUGAUCUUCCCUCUGCUAAAACCUCAAUGCUGUAUCCACAGUGUGGGGAACAGGCAAGGACUUGCUGCUCUCAGUGGCUUUUCUCCCCAUCCCAGCAUAGCAGAAGCUGCUCCAGGAGACAGGCAUGGGCCUGGGCCAGACACCUGGAUCCAAACAGCUCUCUUUUGGCCAGUUUGAGGGAGUCUAGACCUGGAUUCUGCCAGUGGCAUUCGUUCCUGGCUGUUUGGCCCACGAUGACUCAAUGGUGAUCCAGCCUGUGACCUCAUCAUUCCCCUCCCCGCAAUGGCUUGCUCUUUACUCUUUACUCCCAAGCCCACAGUAUAGAACAGCAGGCUGUCCAUAAUGGCUCCACCUGAGGUCAAUGUGAAACCAAGGAGAUUGGCUGGAGGCAUGGGAGGUUCCUCUGCUCCAAAAAAGGCCCUUUCCAAAGCUCUGCCUGGUUGUCUGACAUGUGACAGUUCUUCAAGGGAGCCCAGAACUGGCCCAACCAGCACAGCCAACACCAACAGGUGACUGGGGAAGAAAGCAAGCAGUAUUCCCCCUCCACAGCCUAUCCCCAUGGCUUCUAAGUCCAAGACAGUUAUCUAGGUGAGAUCUGAGCCAUCUAGCGAGGCCAAAGGCUGGGAGCAAAGCCAAAGUCUCAGUUUAAUGGCUACUGACAUUGGUUUGUCUUACCAGUGCUCUCAACUCAGUAGCCCAGUCAGGCUGUAACAGAGCUGUCCUACCAGGAGAUGAAUCAGCCCAGCAGGGGUGCAGUUUUGGGAACUCUAGGCCUCAUGUAAAGGACCAGAUACCAGUUUCCCUCCCUGGCCCCAGUAGGAAGCCAUCCUCGGGGACCAUCCAGUGAGCCAGGACUGUGAGAGGCUCAGCUUCCUGUACAUAUUGCUGGGGGAAGGGGUCAGUUUAUACAAAUGAUCUGCCCCCUGAGAAGUAAACUGUAGUAUGCAUUUUUAAA
Alligator mississippiensis (American alligator) is the source of this 2780-nucleotide messenger RNA. Its product is annotated as uroplakin-3b. The transcript is spliced from 6 exons. Lineage: Eukaryota; Metazoa; Chordata; Crocodylia; Alligatoridae. The record is from RefSeq and is a predicted model, not a curated record. The coding region runs from base 135 to 929 and encodes 264 amino acids.